AUGCGUGAGCAACAGUUUCGCAGUCCUGUUUUUGGAACAGACAACGAGCUGAUGCAAAAUAAUUUGAGUUCCUAUCGGUCAGAGGGAGGUUCUGCCCAUCGUCGAACGGCAUCCAGUCCUGUACAAUCUAGACGUAACAUAAGAUUUGCCCCUUCCACCAGAAUAAGUCGUUCGAAUCGACCUAAAUCUCUGACGCUUGCCAGGAAUCAGAGAGAUUUGCAAACGCUUCGGAAUAUUCCCACUAUUAUACCAUCGAGGGGUUCCGUUUCGGAGAGAGGUUCUUUCUCUGGUAAUUCAAACAGAAGCUCGAAAACAACUAAUGUACAGUCUAAUAUUCGUCAUAGUCGAGUAUCGUCCAUGAACAGUUUUUCAUCUCUGUCAUCCUUGGGGGAAAAUCCAUUUUCCUCUGAUCAAUCAUCGUCUGACAGUUCCACUUCGAGUAAUACAUUACUGCAGUCCAGUAGGAGGUUGUCAACCGAAAAAUUAUCGAGACCCCCUUCUCCUACAAGAGACAGUAUCCCAAAGAUUACAUUGACUUCCGCUAACUUUGAAGAACCUACUCAUUCGACAGCUUCAACGCGCCUUAUCCAGAUGCGCCAUCACGCUUACAUGAACAGCGAAAUUACUGACAAAUCACUCUUGACCUACGAACAUUACAUACCUCUUGAAAAGCAAGGCUUCCUUGGGAAGUUCUUAUCACUGUUUCUUAACGUUGAUGCCAGCGCAUAUAUGGUACCCAUCGAUAGCUCUAUUGAUCGCUAUGGAAAAUCUUUAGGAAGUGUUCUUUCUCGUCUUAGGACAGAAGUGUCAAAUGACAUCGAAAAGAACAAGAUCACUGAUCCUAUUGAUUCUUCUUCAUUUUGUAGAGGUGGGGGUAAAUUGAACAGCUUAUUAUAUAAAUUAGGUUGGUCAAGACUAUACGUGGAUGAUCAAUUUCGAAUUACCGUUCACCCAUCUCCUUAUGAAAAACGUUGUGAAUUUAUACUUCUCUUGUGCGAAACGCUGAUGCUAUAUGGAUGUCCGAGUCAUAAGAUACUGCGAAACCUCCAGGUAGCCUGUCGCAUUUUAGAUCUCCGUGCGAAUUUCCUAUAUCUUCCUGACUGUAUGCUUUUAUCUUUCAGGACUGAGAAGGGACAUUCGGAUAUGCAAUUUGUAGGAAUUACAUCACAAAUGGACUUGAAUAAACUCGGUUUAGUGAAUGAAAUCUACCGUUAUGUAAUGCUGGAUAAAUUGAGCGCCGAGGAUGGUAUGGAUAUUUUGAAGAAUAUUAUGACUUUUCGACCACUUUAUCGAAAAUGGCUAGUUGCUUUCAUGCAUGGUCUCGCUAGUGCUUGCAUCUUGCCAGUGGCUUACGGCGGAGGAUGGCUUGAUAUGCCGAUGGGAUUUUUGUUAGGAUUACUUCUGGGAAUUUUCCGAGUGUAUCUUGCCCCUCGGUCGUCAUUGUUUGACAAGUUAUUUGAGGUUAUUGGAGCCAUUGUUUUGUCCUUUUUGGGGCGGGCAUUUGGAAGUAUUAGUAAAAAUACGAAGCCUCUAUUUUGCUUUUCUGCUUUGGUUGAAGGUGCCGUUUCGCUUAUCCUUCCAGGUUAUAUUGUUUUUUGCGGUGUCUUAGAAUUGCAAUCCAAAAAUAUUGUUUCCGGAGGAGUUCGCAUGUUGUAUGCUAUCAUAUUCUCAUUGUUUUUGAGUUUUGGUAUAACAAUUGGGGCUGCUCUUUAUGGCUGGAUGGAUACGAAUGCUACUAAGAAUUACUCAUGCUUGCGUGAAAUAGGAAUUGAUCAAAAGUGGUACAUACUUUUAAUACCUUUGUAUACUCUCUGCCUAUUGUUCGUUACGCAGUCUCAUCCGAAGCAAUGGUGUGUGCAGGUAGUAGUGUCCAUAGUUGGCUAUAUUGUGUAUUUUUAUGCCUCUAUGCAUUUUGGUACGGGACAGAUAUCCAGUGCACUUGCCUCCUUCGUGAUUGGAUGUUUCGGGAGUUCUUAUUCGCACUUCAUCAAAUCUUCUUCUUUUGUCGUUGUAAUUCCUGCUAUUUUUUUGCUAGUUCCCUCUGGUUUCGCUGCUCAAGGAGGCGUGAGUGGUGGUUUGUACACAGCUACUAACAUUGUGAGUCAUAAUACAACUACAAAUACGACUAUUUAUUCUCAAUCGAAAAACCAAAAUAGCAGUUUGGAAUUUGGGUUUACGAUGGUUGAAAUAGCUAUAGGAAUUGCUGUUGGAUUUUUUGCUAGUUCAAUCAUGGUCUAUCCAAUUUUUGGGGCUCUGGCUAGGGCUCGGGCCCGUAACAAAAAACUCGAAAGCAUUUGA
Schizosaccharomyces cryophilus OY26 is the source of this 2298-nucleotide messenger RNA. Its product is annotated as DUF1212 family protein. Gene Ontology annotation, molecular function: transmembrane transporter activity. Lineage: Eukaryota; Fungi; Ascomycota; Schizosaccharomycetes; Schizosaccharomycetales; Schizosaccharomycetaceae. The record is from RefSeq and is a predicted model, not a curated record. The transcript has a single exon. Gene Ontology annotation, biological process: transmembrane transport. Bases 1 to 2298 code for a protein of 765 amino acids.